This is a messenger RNA of Prorocentrum cordatum, 3225 nucleotides long. The record is from the annotation of a GenBank genome assembly. Lineage: Eukaryota; Dinophyceae; Prorocentrales; Prorocentraceae.
GCCUCUGAAGAAGGCGCGCAGCCCAGGGAGGCCGGCCGAUGCAACCCGCGGCGAGGCGUUCCAUGUGCUCCACGCCCAGCUCCGCGGCGUCGCCUGGGCCUUCGGCUUCGGUGCCGACCCUGCGGGCGUCCGGAGGAUGCGGCAGUCGCUCCAGGAGCACCUGCGCGAGGAGCCGAUCGCCGCUGCUGCCAGGGGCGUCGACGUGCGGCUGCUCAGGUCCCUGCUGGGCGCCUGGUUCUCGGGCGGCGCCGCACCGGCGAGGGCCGAGGGCCCCGCCGCGGCGGGCGCCGCGGAGGCGGAGGCCCGUCGCCGAGCGCGCUCCGCGACCCGCAGAGUACGGGUGAGGCACGCGCUCUCGGGUGCCGAGGCGGUGGUGCACGUCCCUGGUGCGGCGACGAUGCUGGAGGUCAAGGGGGCGCUCGCCCAGCAGCUGGGCCGCGCCGAGAUCCUCCGCAGCACGCGGCUUGUCAGGGCCCACCGAGGAGCCGCGAUGGUCGCCUACGAGGACGGGGAGCCGCUCGGCGGCCGGACCCGCCUGCUGGCCCUGGGCCCCGACCUGGCGCGCAGCGGGAGCCCGGCGCGCGGGGGCUCCGCCGAGGGCCCUCGGGACAGCGGUGGCGCCCGCGGCCAGUGCGCCGCGGGGGGUGCCCUCGGCAAGCGGCGGAGGCUGCCGCCCAGAGCCGGGGCGGAAGGGGAAGCGAGCUUGGGCUCCGCGCUGCCCCGGGAGCAGGGUGGGCUCACGCUGGAGCGCGCUCACGAGCUGCUCGGGAGGAUGCGCGCGACUUGCGAGGACCCCGAGUUCCAGGGCCAGCUGAUGCAGCUCUUCCGGCAGCAGAGGGGCGACCGCUUCAACACCAGGGGCAUCGGCUUCCUGUUCGCCGAGGCCUGCAGGCCGCACGUGAUCGGGGCCGGCUUCCCAGACGACGGGCAGGGCUUCGGCCAGAUGUUCCGUGCCGUCCGCCUGCUGGGCUCCGAUCCCACGGUCGUCCGCGAGACAGCGCGCAGAUCGAAUACCUGCUGUGGGUGCCGCUGGGCUCGUGGUUCGGGCUCGCGCGGCGGGCGGGCGCCGCGGAGCUGGGGCUCCCCGGGGCGAGGGGGCUGGCGAAGGCCCUCCACGGCAGGUGCCGUCGGCCCGAGGUGCUGGCGCAGCUGCGGCAGGCCACCGCCGCGGACGAGCUCGGGGGCACCGCGGCCCCGGCCAGCGCGCGGCGCGCGCCGCUGCCGAGGGCGCUGCGCUCCUGGCACGGGCUGGGCCGCCACGGGGAGCUGGAUCCCGAGGAGUUGAAGAGGCAGGUGUGGUGGGGUGCGACUGCCGACGUGAUGGUUGAGUUCGGAUUCGACUGGGACGUCGCAGGCUACCAGCAGAUGUGUGCAGCCCUCGCACGGUAUCGGGACGACGCUGUCGUUCACUAUGCGCUGGCCAGCGUGGAGAGGAUCUUCUCUUGGCCAAGCGGCACGCUCUUCUCUGGCGAAGGGGAGUACGAGGCGGCACCGGCAACAAACGCAGCUGCAGCGGUGUGCAUGCGAGGCUCGACGGUGCGGGUGCUGGUGAGGCACGCCCUGAACAAGACUGAGAUCUGCAUCGCCGUGGCGGCCACGUCAACCAUGCGCGACGUGCGGCAGGCCGUCGCGUGCCAGCUCGGGCGCAGCGACGUGGUCGAGGCCGGGAGGCUGGUGCGGCCCACGGGGCGGGCGUUCGUGUCCUACCGGGACGGCGAGCCCCUGGGCAGGCGGCGCAGGCUCCUCUUCCUGGGCCCAGACCUCGCGGCCGCACGGCCGCCGGCCGUGGCGGUGCUGCCUCUCCAGAGGGCCCAGCACCUCAUGCAAGAGCUCGCCAGGAUCUGCAGCGGGGCCGACUUCCAGAGACAGGUGGACGCCGCUCACCGCAGCAGGCGCGACGAGCCCACGAUCAAGAAGAUCAAGGGCUUUCUGUUCGUUGCGGAGUGCGGGAAGGCUCUUGAGAGCGUUGGCAUCUCGGGAGACCGGGCCGGCUUUUGCCUCAUGUUCGGCGCGGUCUACGAGCUGCGCUCAGACCCGCAGGUUGCCAGCCUGGCGCGCGAGGUCGAGGGCUCCCUCCGUGUGAAGCCGGGGUCCUGGCUCUGCUUCCCAGAGGCCGAGGGCUCCGAGAGCAGGGAGCUCCUGGCGCAAGAAGCGCUGGUGCUCGCCCGCGGCACCAGUGCCUGGAGCGACCCUCCCUCGACGCGCUCGCGGGCCCGCGCGAGGGACCCCGGCCGCAGGUGCGGGCCGGGCGACGCUGUGGCAGACGGCCCGCGCGUCCUCGCCGGGCCGCCGCAGCGCUCGGCCAGAGCGGUCGACCGCGAGGGCGCGCGGACGUCGCCGCGGGGCGGCACGGCGCGCCCCGCGGGCGCCGGAGCCGUCGCCGCGGAGCACAUGGCCCGGGCGGAGGCCAGGCGGCCGGGGGAGGCCGGGCCGGAGCGGAGGUCGGCGCGCCCCCGGGUGGAGGCCGGCGGUGGGCCGGGCGAGCCGCAGGCGGCGGCAGCGGCGACGAGCCAGCCGUGGGCGGCGGGGGCGAAAGGUGAGCUUCGCGAGCCUCGGGGGCAGGCGCCCCGGGGGCAGCGGGCCGGGGCGGGAGCAGAGAGUCCAGCAGGCGGCGCGCUCGACGGUCGCAGCCAGCGAGCAGACGAGCGGGGCAGGCACGACUGUGCCGACUCGCCUGUCGGCCGGGGUGGUGCCACGGGCGUGGGCUCGGACGGGGAAGGGUUCGAACGCAUCCUGAGCGGCAGCGCAGACAGCAUCGACAGCAGCGGUGCUGGUCGUAAGGGGCACCGCGCCGGGCACGAUGUUCCUCUCUGGGAGGGGUUCGCGCCGGUGGAGCGUUUGCCGCGAGCUCGGGAGCGGGCACUACAAGGGUGGCUGCUUCUGUCCGAGGAUGCCCAGGACGCGGUCCCUCAAGCUGACAGCGGCAGUGGCAGCAGAGCCGCGUCGGAGAGCACGGACUCAGAUUUGGAGGAGGCCUCGCGGGUUAUCCAGGAGGUGACCGGGCAACUGGUCGGCCUGGCCGAACAGCUGGUUGUCUCGCCAGCAAGGCAGAAGCGGGAGAUCUUGGCGCGCAAGCGGGAGCUUGUGAAUUCUGCAAGGUACCAGGCCGCGCUACGGUGCAUCGCGCAGCCACAGGACAGCCGGUCGUCCGCUCAGCUUUGCGAUGCAGCAGUCGCAGUCACCCGCAAGCAGCUUCCGCGGCCGAAGGAAGGAUCGGACGGAUGA